AUGGGUACGGCAGGAGCCCAGUGUGGCACUCUGGGUCUGGCUGCAGGCUCCAGGCUGCAGUGGAUUUGGAUGCAGCUUUGGGACGGUCGAAACUUGUCAAAGAAUCCUCUCAGCACUCUGUCAUGGCAGCUCUUCCAGCACCUCCAACUCUCCGAGCUGCGUCUGGAUGGCGUGGUGUUCGAGUGCGGAUGUGAUAUCCGCUGGAUCCAGCUGUGGCAGCAGAGAGGAGAGGCCGCGCUCCACACACAGAUGUUGUACUGCAGGAACGGAGCGUCCAAGAUACGACUGCACAACAUGUACAUCAACAACUGUGACUUACCAGAGAUCAGUGUGAGCCACAGCAGUGUGUUGGUGAUGGAGGGCGACAAUGUGACGGUGAGCUGCAACGGAUCCGGAUCACCGCUGCCUGAAGUGGACUGGACAGUCAGCGGGCUGCACUCCAUCAACACACACCUGUCUAAUGUAUACUGGCCGAACAUCCACUCCAUCAACCUGACUCUCUUCAACAUCAGCCGCGAUGACAACAACUUCCAGCUGACCUGCAUCGCGGAGAACGUGGUGGGGAUGACCAACUCCUCCAUCCAGCUCAAUGUCCAAUUUCCUCCUGUCAUUAUGAGACUGGCCGAGCCUGAGCAGCGCCACGACACCUGCAUCGAGUUCACGGUCCGCGGCUACCCUCACCCUAAGCUGCGUUGGUUCCACAAGCACAAAGAGAUCCUCCAGAACGAGUACAUCCGCACCGAGAUGGACUUCUACCAGGACUACCUGGAGGGCUGUCUAACUUUCCAGAACCCGACACACAUCAACAACGGAAACUACACUCUGGAGGCCAGCAACCCUCUGGGAACGGUGACCAAAACGGUGUACGGUCACUUCCUCACGGCGCCGGGCCCCAGCGACGAGGAUAUAGUGGAACUAGUUCCAACGCCAUCAGACGGAGAGUUAGGCCGACCAGAUGAAGACACAUUUGGGGUUUCCAUCGCUGUGGGUUUGGCGGGCUUCGCUUGUGUCCUCCUCCUCGUCCUAUUUGUUCUCAUCAACAAAUACGGCCGGCGCUCCAAAUUCGGUAUGAAAGGUCCGGUAGCUGUGAUCAGUGGCGAGGAGGACUCUGCCAGCCCCCUGCAUCACGUCAACCACGGGAUCAUAACCCCCUGCACGCUGGACGCGGGUCCUGAUGCGGUCGUCAUAGGGAUGACUCGUAUUCCCGUGGUGGAGAAUCCGCAGUACUUCAGACACGGACACAACUGCAACAAACCAGCAACCCUUGUCCAGCACAUAAAGCGGAGAGACAUCAUCCUGAAGAGGGAGUUGGGUGAAGGAGCGUUUGGGAAAGUCUUCCUGGCAGAGUGUUACAACCUCUGUCCCACAAAGGACAAGAUGCUGGUGGCUGUCAAGACACUGAAAGAUCCCAAUCUCUCUGCCAGGAAGGAUUUCCAGAGGGAGGCCGAGCUGCUGACCAAUCUGCAGCACGACCACAUCGUUAAAUUCUACGGAGUGUGCGUAGACGGAGACCCUCUCAUCAUGGUCUUUGAAUACAUGAAGCAUGGAGACCUCAACAAAUUCCUCAGAGCCCACGGCCCUGAUGCCAUGAUCCUGGUCGACGGCCAGCCUCUGCAGUCCAACGGCGAGCUGGGCCUUUCCCAGAUGCUGCACAUCGCCAGCCAGAUAGCCUCGGGCAUGGUCUACCUGGCCUCACAGCACUUUGUCCACAGAGAUCUGGCAACCCGCAACUGCCUGGUGGGCAACGGUCUGCUCGUCAAGAUUGGAGACUUCGGCAUGUCCAGGGAUAUCUACAGCAGUGACUACUACAGGGUCGGAGGACACACCAUGCUACCUAUCCGCUGGAUGCCUCCGGAGAGCAUCAUGUACAGGAAGUUCUCCACGGAGAGCGACGUGUGGAGCUUCGGAGUCAUCUUGUGGGAGAUCUUUACCUACGGGAAGCAGCCGUGGUUUCAGCUGGGAAACAACGAGGUCAUCGAGUGCAUAACCCAGGGUCGGGUUCUGGAGAGGCCGAGGAUCUGUCCUAAAGAGGUGUACGACAUCAUGCUGGGCUGCUGGCAGAGGGAACCGCAGCAGCGACUGAACAUUAAGGACAUUCAGAAGGUCCUGUUCGCCAUGGGAAAAGCCACGCCGGUCUACCUGGACAUCCUGGGCUAGCCGCCCCCCAACCCCCA
Messenger RNA from Labrus bergylta (ballan wrasse), 2174 nucleotides. The record is from RefSeq and is a predicted model, not a curated record. NCBI's taxonomy places the organism in Eukaryota, Metazoa, Chordata, Actinopteri, Labriformes, Labridae.